UGGUUAGAAAACCUUUCUCUCUGACCGAGCUGAGAAUAUCCACAGAAAUGUGAUGAUAUUAUAAACCAAAAUGGUGAAAAAUAGUGCGUUUCCUUGGAGAAUUGGGCCCGGGCAUUGUGGGAGCUGGGGCAAAGGUUGGCCGAGAGUAGGAAGCAGGCGCGGGGUGAUGUGCGGGGUGCCUAAUUUCACUAAUUUCAACUAAAGACCAAAUCAGAUUUUUGAAUAUUUACCUACAAAUAUUUAGCUUUAGGUACUGCCUUUAGGAAGAUCUUAAGCUGACCUAAAGUAGGAAUCCAAGCAGUGCCGCUCAGUUUCACAGACACUGAGGACAGCCCCAGCCCGGGAGAGCAGCGGAGCCACCUCGGGCCGCCGAUAAAAACCAGGAACGAGCAAACGAGCCAACCCCUCCUCCGAGCAGCCCGUGGGCCGCUCCCGGAGCCGCCCCGGGGCGGGACCGGCUCCGCCGGCUGCGGGCGCGCAGGUGGGUCGGGGGCUCGGGCGGGUCCCCGAGGGGGGUGUCCCCCCAGGCAGUGUCCCCAGGGUGUCCCCAGGGUGUCCCCCCCGCCCCGGGCCGGGGUCGCACCGCGGGCGGCAGCGGCGAUUUCGGCAGCCCCGGCUCCCGCAGCGUUUCCCUCUCGGGGCUCGUCCUGCUGCGGCAAACACGGAGCUUUCCUGGUUUUCCAGAUAAAAUCCGGGCUUGCGGGAGGCGCUGUUCGCCGGUAGGUGAGGGGCCCUCAGUCAGGAAAAAAAAAAAAAAAACAAACCCAAAGCAGCCAAAAACCCGGAAAAAAAGCCAGGAGGAGAAGAUGGAGGAAGCAGAAGAGGAUGACAUGACGUGUGGAGACUUGGGAAACGGACUUGGGAGAAGACCGGGAGGUGUUUAUGAAGGGGAGAACUUACAAAAUUCCUAUUCAGUUAGAUCUAGGAAGGGAUCUGGAAAGACUUGUCAUUCCCCCUUGUCAGCAAAGGUAGCGGAAGAAAGCGAUGCUGCAGCUCUUCCUGCUCCGAAACGGAACAGCUUUUUCGAUGGAUCCCUCAAAAAGCCUGCCUGUAGUUCCACACGGCAGAAUAGCUGUGAAUCUAAUACUGAAGUGUCAAAUGGAGAACUAAAGCAACAACUUCGGGAAGCUCUGGAGGAACUUGAAAUUUUGAAAGUUGAGCUUGAAGCAUCUCAAAGACAGCUUGAAGGAAAAGAUGAAGCCCUGAGAAUCCUGCAGAGCAUGGCAGUAUUUGAUAAAGCCACGAGCCAUACAAAAGCAAUGCUUCAGAAAACUGAGGAAGAAAAGAGGACUCUAGAGAAGGAAAUAAGUAUUUUGCAGUGGGAAAUUGAAUUUGAUCAGGACAGAUUUAAAAACAUAGAGGACACCUGGACAGAAAAAUAUGACAGGAUAUACUGUGAAAAUGCAGCUCUUAAGGAAGCGUUGAAACUGAGGACAGAAGAAGUUAAAACACUUAAAGCUGAAAAUGCAAUCCUGAACCAGCAGUGCUUGGAACUCCUGGCAAUGCUAGAUGUGAAACAACAGAAAGUUUUUCAGGAGAACAUGUUGUUGAACAGAAGUGACAUCACUGAUUUUACAGGUCUUGAACUGGCAGUGCUGGGAGCCUGCACCUGCAGUCCUGCUGAGGGGCAGCCCUGUCCCUGUGCCAAGGUGGCAGCUCUCACUCGGAAGCAGCUCCUUCGUCUCAAGCAAGAGACGGAAGCUCUGAGGAAGAGUAAGGACGAAGCGUACAUCACGGCGGACGCCUUCAGAGUUGCGUUUGAGCAGCAGCUGAUGCAGAGGAAGGAGCAGGCCCUGAGGCUGGCAGAAGUGAUGACCGUGAAGAAGGAAAGCAGAUUUGCGAGCUGGAGGCGUCGCGCUGAUCCAGGUUUAGGAGCGCCUGCUUCACCCCGACGUCGCCUUCCCCUUCCCGCGCCGUUCCGCAGCCGACGCGCUUCUGUUUCCCGCAGAGCCUGCCAAGUUGGAGGCCAGCAGGAGCGGCCUGGGGCGGAGGCUGCGCGGGCUGCUGUCGCCGGACGGGGACCGCGGGAAGGUGCAGGGGCUGGACGGUGCCCAGGAGACCCUGAGGACGCUGGUGGAGCUGGUCAGUGCGCGGCUCGCCUGCCCUCGGCGCGGCGCGGGCCCCGCGCUGACCGCGGCCCGCUCUCCUUUCUCUUUGGCGCAGGUGAACGACAAGGAGGAGGCCCUGGCGCACCAGCGCAAGGUCAGCUACAUGCUGGCCCGGGCGGCGGACGGGGGGCACGCGGCCGGGCGGCGUUGGCUCGCAGCCCCGCGCCCCCCGGCCGGCCCCGGCCCUGCCCCGAGCCCUGCCAGGCCGCGCUCCUGGCCCCCGGCGCUCGCCUGAGCGGAAACGGCAAAACGGAGUUGGCAAGAUCGCGGAGAACGAGUGUUUUGUGACUGGUUUUUUUCGCAAAUGUUGCGAUGAAUAUUACAUGUGUAACGUUGGAAAGUUGUGCUGUAUUAAUGCUCUCAAGUAGUGUGUUGAAUGUAUUUUUAGGUUGUAACACAAUGUUAAAAUAGAAACUAUACUAUGUAAGAUACUUUUUAACUAGCUCAAGAAAGAGAUGGGAUAAUCAAGGAAUUCUUCGCACAAGGAUAACAAUUACAGAAACCCCUAAAUUUUCCAGAGGAGAGGAAUUUAUGGCUUUCCUUAUCAAUAGAAACGAAGUUCUUCAAGCCUGACUUAGACUCGAAGGCACCUGGGGAUAAACAGAAACUUGUUGACAAGUACCAGACGAAUUUCUUGUUUUAAAUAAAAUAUAUGCAUAAUCAUGAAGUGUUUUGUAUAUGCAACAGGCUGUUGCUUUUAAGGUGAUUCCUUUGUUCACAAGGCAUGCUUGUCGUGGUUUAAGGGCCCAAGAGCAACCGGACGUCAGGAAUUCUUUGCUUUUUAUUGUCUUGUGAUUGUCCUAACUCUACAUUUUUAUUACUCUAAUUGUAUCACUAUUUUUGUAACCAUUUUAUUAUUAUUAAACUUUAAAAAUUUUAAAAACCAA
Vidua chalybeata is the source of this 2995-nucleotide messenger RNA. RefSeq names its product coiled-coil domain containing 125 (gene CCDC125). NCBI's taxonomy places the organism in Eukaryota, Metazoa, Chordata, Aves, Passeriformes, Viduidae. Gene Ontology annotation, biological process: negative regulation of Rho protein signal transduction; negative regulation of cell motility. The record is from RefSeq and is a predicted model, not a curated record. Gene Ontology annotation, cellular component: cytoplasm. Bases 807 to 2396 code for a protein of 529 amino acids. The transcript has 10 exons.